AUGCCGUCUGUUGGGAGCUUUUCUUUUCUUCAUGGUGUGGUGGCACCGCCGGCCCCCGCAGCCCCGACCCGCUGCCUCCUGCUGCUGCUCGUCUGUCUGCAGCUGGGCCGAGUCCAGGCCGGGGGCCCCGUCCAGACCGGGAGCCCCGUCCAGGCCGGGGGCCCCGUCCAGACCCGGGAGCCCCGUCCAGACCGGGGGGCCCCGUCCAGGCCGGGGGCCCCGUCCAGACCGGGAGCCCCCGUCCAGGCCGGGGGCCGAGUCCAGGCCGGGGGCUCCGUCCAGACCGGGGGCCACGUCCAGGCCGGGGGUCCCGUCCAGACCGGGGGCCCUGUCCAGACCGCCGGGGGCCCCGUCCAGGCCAGGAUCCCCCCCUGUCUGGUUGCCUCUGACAUCUUCAGCUGCACGGCGGCGGGCCUGCAGCGGGUCCCGGUUCAGAUCCCGGUCUCUUCCGUCACUCUGGACCUCAGCUACAACCAGCUGGUGCGGCUGGAGGGGGGCGACUUCACCGGACUCUCUCGGUUGGAGACGUUACGCUUGGCUCACAACCAGCUGACCUCCGUCCAGCCGGGGGCCUUUAGAAACGCCUCCGGAGCCCUGCUCAAACACCUGGACCUGUCGUCCAAUCAGCUUCAUGUUCUGGAGCAGCAUUACUUCCUGGAGCUGCCGGGAUUGGAGGAGCUGCUGCUGUUCAACAACCGCAUCGUCCACGUGGAGAGCAGAGUGGUGUCGGGGCUGGGGGGGCUCCGCAGGGCCUACUUCAGCCACAACCGCCUCACUGACUUCCUCUUCACCAUCCAGCAGCAGACUCACCCUCACCUGUGCAUGCUGGACCUGUCCUCCAACCGGCUGCCCAAACUGCCCCUGGAUGACAUCACCAACCUGCCCAUCACGGUGCAGAAGGGUCUGUACCUGCACAACAACUCUCUGGUGUGCGAGUGCUCCAUGUUCGCUCUGUUUCGGUUCUGGGAGCAGCGCGGCUUCUCCUCCGUCAGAGACUUCAGAGCGGAGCACACCUGCCUGCUGUUCGGCAUCCAGAGAGGAACCGUUCGCUUCUUCCAGCACGAGCGAGUCUUUGAGAAGUGUGACGUGUCGUCGCUGCGUGGGGCGCAGGAGAGCAGCGUGUCGGUGAGAGCGGGGCAGACGCUGCUGCUCCACUGCGUCACCGUGCUCGCCGGGCGCCACCUCACCUUCCUCUGGGUGGCGCCCAAUCAGGAGUACGUGGCGCCGCCGGGGAACAACGGAUCGCUGAAGAUGUUCUCCAACGGCAGCUUGGAGAUCGUGGCGGCGCGCGCAGAGGAUUCUGGGAUCUACUGGUGCAUGGCGCUGGACUCCAAGCUGCAGCGCAACGAGACGCAGGAAGUGAACGUGACGGUGCUGCUGCAUGCCGACGACGACCUCACAGAGCAGUUCAACACCGGCUUCACCACCCUGCUGGGCUGCGUGGUCAGCCUGCUGCUGGUCCUCAUGUACCUGUACCUGACGCCCUGCCGCUGCCCCCUUGCCCCCAGGGCCGCGCCCCCCACCCCUGCCACCCCCAUCCAGGGGAACGAGGCGGGGGCGGGCAGCGGCCAGUCCUCCAUCCUCACCCCCACCCCGCCGGCCACCACCGAGGGGCCCGGCCGCAAGGUCAGUACCAACAAGCAUGUGGUGUUUCUGGAGCCAAUCAGAGAGCAGCAGAACGGCAGGCUGGGGGCGGGGCCUGGGGGGGGGCACCUGGGGUUACUGCUAGGGCCGGUGCAGCACCCCAAGCUGCGGCGGGCGGGGGAGACGGACCUCCAUCGUGUCCGUGUUCUCAGACACGCCCAUCAUGUUGCCGUAGCGACAGGACACAGACCGGCAACACCUUCACCUGUCACUCACCUCCUCACCUCACCUGCACCUGCACACACCUGAGCAGCACCGGGUACAAACACUGUUAACCAAAACAUUACCGACACCACAGCCA
This is a messenger RNA of Scomber scombrus (Atlantic mackerel), 1945 nucleotides long. Its product is annotated as amphoterin-induced protein 3-like. Gene Ontology annotation, cellular component: plasma membrane. NCBI's taxonomy places the organism in Eukaryota, Metazoa, Chordata, Actinopteri, Scombriformes, Scombridae. The record is from RefSeq and is a predicted model, not a curated record. Gene Ontology annotation, molecular function: protein binding.